Molecule: messenger RNA, 8348 nt
Organism: Girardinichthys multiradiatus
Lineage: Eukaryota; Metazoa; Chordata; Actinopteri; Cyprinodontiformes; Goodeidae
Product: CLIP-associating protein 1-A-like
Exons: 42
Coding region: 424-5295 (1623 amino acids)
Biological process (GO): mitotic spindle assembly
Cellular component (GO): cytoplasmic microtubule; spindle microtubule; mitotic spindle
Molecular function (GO): microtubule binding; kinetochore binding
Source: RefSeq, a predicted model, not a curated record
GUCGUUCUGCGCCUCCAUUCACUGCAGGCUAAAAUAUUUAAAGUUUUUAUUGAUUAUUCUUUUCUUAUCCGGGUGUUUACCCCUGAAUGGCCUGUAAUGAUCAGGUUUGGGCUCAUAUGAACCGAAGCAGGGAUGUGUCCGUGUUUGGAGAUGAACAGGAACUGCUGGUCAGUGAGGUGAAGUAACGGGAGCUUGUGGCCAGAGGCAGCAUCGGCUUUCAAGACUUCUUUUUUUUUCCAGUGGACGGGUCGGUCCAGCCGGUGAGAGGCGCAGGAACCGGUUACUGGGUUAAUAACGAGUUAACUAACCCGCACAGACAGUCUGGAAGGAGAAUGAAGAGCAUCCUUCCUCUGCAGGACAUCUCACCGUGUUAAACAGCCUUACACCCGGGACAGAACCAGGACCAGUGGAGACAGUCCAGCCAUGGAGGAGGAAGAGGAGGAGAUCAGCAGCAUGGAGUACCUGCUGGACCUGGUUCUGCAGAAAGACCUGGGCCGGAGGCUCCAGGUUGGCCAGGAGAUCACCGAGCUGGUCCUUAACCAGGAACGGUGUCCUGGGCUGGAGCAGGACCAGAGUCUGCUGGACAGGAUGGUGGACACCGUGGCCAGCUCCUGGGUCAACUCCAGCAACUACAAGGUGGUCCUGUUGGGGAUGGAGGUUCUGUCGGCUCUGGUGGACAGGCUGCAGGAGAGGUUCCGGACUCAGGUGGGAACAGUUCUGCCGAGUCUGAUCGAUCGCCUGGGAGACUCCAAGGACCAGGUCCGGGAGCAGGACCAGGCUCUGCUGCUGAAGAUCAUGGACCAGUCGGCCAACCCGCAGUAUGUGUGGGAGCGCAUGAUGGGAGGCUUCAAACACAAGAACAUCAGGACCAGAGAGGAACUCUGCCUCUGCCUCAUCUCCACCCUCAAUGUGUUCGGGUCUCAGAGUCUGACCCUAAAUAAAAUCGUCCCUCUCAUCUGCAACCUGCUGGGAGAUCCAGCCAGUCAGGUCCGUGAUGCAGCCAUGUCCUGCCUGGUGGAGAUCUACCGCCAUGUUGGAGAGCGAGUGAGGAUGGACCUGGGGAAGAAGGGUCUGCCUCAGUCCCGGCUCAACAUGAUCUUUAGUCAAUUCGAUGAAGUCCAGAGGUCCGGGAACAUGGUUCUGUCCCCGCUGUCAGAUAAAAACUUUGAGGACGAUGAGUCGGUGGACGGCGGACGUUCCUCCUCCAAAGGAGCCUCUCUGUCUGGGAGGAAGGCAGUGAGCAUGGGCUCGUUCCGACGGCCGUCCUCAGCCUCCAGCAGCAAGUCUGCAGGGAGGGACGGGUCGAGCGCAGGAGCUGUGGAUGAGGAGGAUUUCAUCCAGGCCUUCCAGGAUGUUCCCACAGUGCAGAUCUACUCCAACCGGGAGGUGGAGGAGGCCAUGACGAAGAUCCGCGACGUGCUGUCGGACGAUAAGAAGGACUGGGAGCUGAGAGUGGCCGCGCUGAAGAAGCUGCGCUCGCUGCUCCUGGCCGGAGCGGCGGAGUUUGACUGCUUCCCGCAGCAGCUGCGGCUCAUGGAGGCGUCCUUCAAGCUGUCGGCCAAAGACCUGCGCUCUCAGGUGGUUCGGGAGGCCUGCAUCACGCUGGGCCAUCUGUCGUCGGUGCUGGGCAGCCGCUUCGACCACGCAGCCGAGGCCAUCAUGCCGGCGCUCCUCAACCUGGUCCCCAACAGUGCCAAAGUCAUGGCCACGUCGGGCGUGGCCGUGAUCCGCCUCAUCCUCAGACAAACACAUUGUCCUCGUCUCAUCCCCAUCAUCAGCAGCAGCUGUACCUCCAAAUCUGUGGCCGUCAGAAGACGCAGCUUUGAGUUUUUGGACCUGCUGCUGCAGGAGUGGCAGACGAGCAGCCUGGACAGACAUGGAGCGGUGUUAACGGAGACGAUAAAGAAAGGGAUCCAUGAUGCUGACGCUGAAGCUCGAUCUGUGGCCAGGAGGUGUUACUGGGGCUUCCAGGGUCACUUCAGCCGGGAGGCGGAGCUUCUGUUCAAGGGUCUGGAGUCAGCCUAUCAGAAAGCUCUGCAGGCCCAGCUGAAGAGCGGAGACACUCUGAUGUCGCUCCCGGCCUCCGACCGCUCGUCUUCGUCGUCUCAGGAGAGCCUGAACCGGCCGAUGUCUGUGAAAAGCUCGGCGGGAAGCAGCAGCAGAUCCAAACCUUCCGCCGCCUCCCGGAGGCCUGCAGCCGCCUCCUUGCCGGGAUCUCUGCAGCGGUCUCGCAGCGAUGUGGACGUCAACGCCGCUGCCAGCGCUAACGCCCGCACCAGGAUGCCCGCCGUCUCCUCCGCCGCGGCGUUGUCUCCCUUCAGCUCGGCCUCAGCGCUUGCCCCUGGAUCCUACGCUUCGCUCGACGGCUCCUGGGCUGUUAACACAGAUGGUCGGGUCCGAACCAGAAGGACGAGUGCAGGAACCGGUCCGGCGGUGACGGACAGCGGUGGUCGGAGCCGAGGAAAGGUCGUCUCACAGUCCCAGCCCGGCAGCCGCUCCGGUUCUCCGGGCCGUCUGCUGAGCUCCACGUACGGUAGGAUCCCGAGGCCGACCACAGGCGGCGGUGGCCACAACAGCGCCUCCUGCGGUCAGAGCGAGAAGACUCGACCUCGAGGUCACCGCAGUCAGGGCUGCAGCCGGGAGACAAGUCCCACCAGAUCAGGAGUGGCCCGGAGCCGGAUCCCUCGGCCCAGCAUGAGUCAGGGCUGCAGCCGAGAAACGAGUCGCGAGAGCAGCCGCGACACCAGCCCCGCCAGGGGUUUCUCCCCCCUGGCGAGCCGUCCUCAUUCCCGUUCUACCAGCGCCCUGACCUCUGCAGAAUGCUGCUCAGACCGGCUGUCCCAUCAGGCUCGGAUCUCCGCCUCCGUCAACGCCAUGAGGAUCCUGAACACCGGCACCGAGGUGGAGGCUGCUGUGGCCGACGCUCUGCUGUUGGGAGACUCCAGGAGUAAGCGGCGGCCCGUGAGGCGGCGCUUCGAGUCGCCCGGCAUGUACUCGGACGACGACGCCAACAGCGACGCCUCCAGCGCCUGCUCGGACCGCUCGUUCAGCUCGAGGAACGGCGGCGCGGGGCCUCACUUCCUGCGUCAGACGGAGGACGUGGCCGAGGUGCUGAACCACUGCGCCAGCUCCAACUGGUCCGAGAGGAAGGAGGGCCUGCUGGGACUGCAGAACCUGCUGAAGAGCCAGAGGAUGCUCAGCCGUGUGGAGCUAAAGCGACUCUGUGAGAUCUUCACCAGGAUGUUUGCAGACCCCCACAGUAAGAGAGUGUUCAGCAUGUUCCUGGAGACUCUGGUGGACUUCAUCAUCCUGCACCGGGACGACCUGCAGGACUGGCUCUUCGUCCUGCUCACACAGCUGCUGAAGAAGAUGGGGGCCGACCUGCUGGGCUCGGUCCAAGCUAAAGUCCAGAAGGCUCUGGAUGUCACCAGAGAGUCGUUCCCAUACGAGCAGCAGUUCAACAUCCUGAUGCGUUUCAUCGUUGAUCAGACCCAGACCCCCAACCUGAAGGUGAAGGUGGCCAUCCUGCGCUACAUCGAGGCUCUGGCCCGGCAGAUGGACCCGGCCGACUUCGUCAACUCCAGCGAGACGCGCCUCGCAGUCUCCCGCAUCAUCACCUGGACCACCGAGCCCAAGAGCUCCGACGUCCGUAAGACCCUCCAUAGCUGGGCAGGGGAGGAGUUAUCAGGCCGCAGCAGCACCGUGGCCUCUCUGCCUGGGGAGGGGAACCUGGAGGAGAGGUGCAAGCAGGCAGCCCAGGUGGUUCUGAUCGCCCUCUUUGAGCUCAACACUCCAGAGUUCACCAUGCUGCUGGGAGCUCUGCCCAAAACCUUCCAGGACGGGACCACCAAGCUGCUGCACAACCACCUCAGGAACGCCAGCGCCAGCAGCGGCAUCUCCAUGGCGUCUCCAGUUAACUCGGCCGGUCGUACGCCUCCUCGCCAUCCCGGCAGCCGCAGCAGCCCACUGAACUCGCCCACCAACCACGGCCAGGCCGGUCUUUCCCCCAGUCGGCUGUGGGGCUGGAGCGCCGACGGCCUCUCCAAAUACCCUCCUCUUCCUCUUCCUCCCUUCCCCUCCCCUUUUCCUCCCACUGCCUCCCUCAAGGCCUUACGGCGAGCUUACUCACCCAGCAUGUUGGAGUACGACAGCGAGAACCUGAACUCUGAGGAGAUCUACUGCUCCCUGCGAGGCGUCACCGAGGCCAUCCAGAACUUCAGCUUCCGCAGCCAGGAGGACCUGAUGGAGCCGCUGCGGCGGGACGGGAAGCGGGACGCCAUGGCCGGCGUGGCAGCAUCCUCAGACCCAGAACACCGGUUCUGUGGCGACGUGACGGAGGGCGGCAGAACGGCUCUGGACAACAAGACAUCCCUGCUGAACACUCCUUCGCCUCGAUCGUUUUCCGGGCCGCGGUUCAAGGAGUACAACCCGUACAACUACACGGACAGCGCACCCGAUAAAUCCGCUCUGUUGGAGGACGGCGCCGAGCCGCUGGGAGACGGCCGGUGGCAGGACUGUGGAGAGAACAAGACGCUGAACCCUAAAAGUUUUCCUGCCGGCUUGGCCCAGCAGCUGGAGCUGGUCGGAGAACUGCUGAAGGAGCUGUCCCAGGCCCAGGCCGGGGACCAGGCCUCCGAGGACAGGCGGGGGACGCUGCUGGAGCUGCUGAAGGUGGCCCGGGAGGACAGCCUGGUGGUCUGGGAGGAGCACUUUAAGACCAUGCUGCUGCUGCUGCUGGAGACACUGGGAGACAAAGACCACUCGGUCCGAGCGCUGGCUCUAAGGGUCCUGAAGGAGAUCCUGCGGAACCAGCCGGCCCGAUUCAAGAACUACGCUGAGCUGACCAUCAUGAAGACGCUGGAGGCUCAUAAAGACUCCCACAAAGAGGUGGUGCGAGCAGCCGAGGAGGCGGCGUCCACGCUGGCCGGAUCCAUCUACCCGGAGCAGUGCAUCAAGGUCCUCUGUCCCAUCGUCCAGACCACGGACUACCCCAUCAACCUGGCCGCCAUCAAGAUGCAGACGAGGGCCAUCGAACGCGUGUCCAAGGAGCCGCUGCACCAGCUGCUGCCGGACCUGGUUCCGGGUCUGCUGCAAGGAUACGACAACACGGAGAGCAGCGUGAGGAAGGCCAGCGUCUUCUGCCUGGUGGCCGUCUACUCUGUGAUCGGAGAGGAGCUGAAGCCCUACCUGUCCCAGCUGACCGGCAGCAAGAUAAAGCUGCUGAACCUUUACAUCAAACGGGCUCAGACGUCCACGAGCAACAGCAGCAGCUCCUCGGACAUCUCCUCCUACUGAGCCAUCACCUUCAUCCUGAUGGUUUCCAGGUUUGGAUGUAGGCUCAGAUCCGUCUCAUUCCUUCAGCUUCUCAAUCUGUCCUGAGGAGCUCCGUCUUCCGGAAGUCCAUCUCCGUUAGCCACCAGCCUUAAGACUUCCUCCUCGACGUCUGGUAGGAAGCCAGUAGAAACCAUUGCUAGAGUCCGAGACCAUUUCAUUCCCAGUUCCAGACUGUUUUUAGAGACGAGAUGAAGAAGACCUCCUGAAGGAGCUGAGGUGAGUCAGAAGAGGAGGACAUUGGGAUUUUUCAAGCUUUUAGUACCUUUAAGUCGCUUGUGCUUGGACACAUCCGACCUUCCAGUAAACUGAAUGUAAAGAGCCUCCCCUGAUCUUCUGCCUCGUCGUCCCGUCGGUAGUAGAAGAACUUCCUGUUGGAGGUCCGGUGGGAGAAUGUGAACGCUGAUCAUUUGGCUGGCCAAUGAUUUGAUCUGUUAGGUAACGUCCAACCUGCAGGACGUUCCUUCAGGAGGAAAUGAUCUGCCUGUGGGACAUUUAUCAGUUCCUCCUCAGGAGUAAACCUCACCUUCUACUGAUCCAUGGAUCCAUGGACCAGUAGAAGGUGAAUGGAAGUUUCAUAACUAAUUUUGUUAAUUAUUUAACAUUAAAUGACACAGAAAUGAAAACAAUACGUCCUCUGAAUGUGGAGGUUUGAAGAAGUCGCCGUAUAAUUUGUCCGAUAAAAUCCUUUAUUUCGUAUUUUAACGUUAGCGUGACCUAGUGGGCGGGGCCUGGUCACAGUCACCUGAUCGCCUGGCCAAUCAGAGCAGAGGGAGGAGGCUCCGAAUCAGAAAACAAUCAUUUGCUCCCUGAGCUCAUCUACGAGGACUAAAAAGCUUUUUAUUUGUCUGUUGAGACCAAGUUUAAUCCAGAAAUGCUUUGACAAUGCCGGCUGACUUAUGGAAAAACAUUUUUCCUGAUUUUACGAAAUGAUAAAACCAGAUUUAUGAUUCCAAGUUUGUAAAUAUUGUGGAAGGAAAGUUUUUCUGUUGAGAAACUGAGGAGACUUCCUGACCAAAUGUAACUGAUAAGUGAUCCACAUCUGAACUAUGCAUGCUUAGAUGUGGCAGGAUGAAGGUUCAUUAGAAGACUACUGCUGCCUGUCAUACGACACACUGUAAUAUAACCACCAAUAACCAGUAUUAGUAUUUAAAUGUUGAUCAUCAGCAGCAGAGCUUCCAGCUGGGUUUCAGCUGAUGGUUCAUUGAAAAAAUGUGAAGUGUUUGAUUAGAAAACCAACAGGAAACCUGAAGAGCUGACCGAGCAGCUGAUCAGAAGAUGUUAAACCAGUCGGUGUUUGAAGUCUGGACUUUAGCAAUAAACAGAACCCUAACGUUGGUUCCUCCUCAGCACACUGGAUGUUUCCACAGUGUUCCUGUACACAAGUGUUUUUAACCCGCACCUGCUGCUGCUGCUGCUUACGGUCAGAACCAGCCAUUGGACCUGUGAUCUCUGCUGUUUGAUGACAGGAGGGCAACAACAUGAGAAUAAAUCUGCUACAGAAUAGAAAUGAGGUCAAUCUGAGCUUCAGUUUCAUGUUUCCAGUUCACAACAACAGUCAGCUUAGAAGGAAACUGUUUUCCAAAUUAUAGCAAGUAAUAAUUAGAAUUUUAGAGCAAAUUUAGGGGAAUAAAUCGUUUGUUUCAAUUAUCUAAUUUAGGUUAAGGAUAAAAAUUAUUUUAACCAAUAAAAACAAGACAAAUAACACAAAUAAAGAAAUAAUCAAAUUUAUAUUUAUUUAAAUAAAGAAUUGUUUAAUAAAAAAAAAAGACUCAUGUAUAAAUAUUUCUUGUUCUUUACCGAAUUACAUUUUAAAAUAAUAUUCCUAUUUUUAUAUUUGGUUUUAAAUAAUUACAUUUUCUAUAUUUUCCAGGUUAAUUUGAACGUUUUUUUUUUUCUGUAUUCUGUAUUUGUUUUCUCUCUCAGAUACUUUGUCAUUUUUGUAUUUUAAUAUAAUUUAUUAUUACCAAACCUCUACACAAACCUACUGGGAAACAGCACCUCCUGCUGGCAGCAACAACUCACAUUUAAUCCUAAUCAGCACAAACAAAAUAUAUAAAAACAAAGGAAAACAAAUUCUUCAGUAAAUCAGGAACAGUUUUAAAAAAUUGACACAAUUUAAACAGAAAACGUUAAAAAAUUUUAGACCAAUAAAUAUUUAAAUGAUUUCAGGUAAAUUGAUUUUGUUUUCUUUAAUUUUCUUUUUUUUGACAGAUUUAUCCUGUUUGUGGCCCUCCUGUUUUCCCAUGUUGAUAGAAAAACCUCUGACUGGUCUAACUGGUGCUAAGCUCCUCCAGUGUGGCCUAGUCAAAGUCCAAAUGCUGCAGAUGGUUUUGGAAAUGGUUUCAUUUGUUUCAAUCCAAAAGGUUCUCAUUAAAGCUGAAGUUCUGUCUGAAUUGGACAUGAAAAAAGAAAUGGUUUUACAUGAUGAGCAGCGGGCUGCUUCCUGCUUUAGUUACAGAACCGUUUGGAUCUUUCAGAACAUUUCAAACAUGGUUAACAGUUUUAUCAGAUUUGAUUCUGUUUCUGAAAAUCUGAGUUAAAAACAAAUUAAAAUGUUUCCCUCUGAGCACGCUCAGUACGUACAGGCCUUAUUGUUUUUCCUACUACUCUCCAGGGGGAAUGUUCAAUGUUCUGGUUCUUCCAGAACCAGAAUGGUUCUCUGUACCAUUUAUUUUUGGAUUUAAACCUGCUGAGUCGAAACUCCAUCAGCUUGUUGUUAGUUUAGCAAAUGAAACCCAGAUCAGCCCAGAUUGUGUGCCUUUGGGUCAACACUCCUGAACAGAACCAACAUGUCCCAACCGGUUCUGACCUUUACUAACACUAACACCACACCGCUGCUUUUCAUGGUGGAUGUUAACAAAGAGCUGCUGUAAAUAAGCUUUGGACCCUGCAUGGCUCCUGAUGGUUUAGUUUGGACCCACCUUAUAUUUAAGUUCUGCUUAAGUUCUGCUGUCUGAUCUGUACCUGCCUGGUUCACCUCCAGCUGAAAUAAACAAUCAGACUUCUUUUCUCUC